This is a messenger RNA of Triplophysa dalaica, 2284 nucleotides long. RefSeq names its product complement component 1, q subcomponent-like 4 (gene c1ql4a). The coding region runs from base 492 to 1214 and encodes 240 amino acids. The record is from RefSeq and is a predicted model, not a curated record. The transcript is spliced from 2 exons. Lineage: Eukaryota; Metazoa; Chordata; Actinopteri; Cypriniformes; Nemacheilidae. Gene Ontology annotation, molecular function: protein binding.
AAAGAAAAAAACCUGGAUUGUUAGCCAAGAUUUUGAGCUCCCACCUUAUGUUCUCGCAUCUAACGUCCCUGUAACCAUUUUUUACUGUUUGCGUGCCGCAUCUUUAUGUUGCAGCCUCCCCGUUCCUUUUUAUUCUGUACCAAUUCUUUCUGCCCGCACUUCACCCCGUCCUACCACUAGUCCCUUCGCACCCGCUCCUUUCUGUAUGCCCCACACUCUUCUUGGUGUCUUUGUCUCAUCCAUAAAUUCAUCUAUUACCCUUCUCCCUACUGGCCCUAUCCUUCUAUAGACGUCUUUGGUGUGUCUUUUCUUUGUGUACCCAAACGCACACUCCUGAACUCGUUUUCACAUUUUAGCAAGUUUUCUCGCCAACUCAACUUUUCACGCUGGCGGGCACCAUUCCACCUAAAGGAGAGGAGGACUUUUUAACGCUUGCUGCCUCCCGGCUCAGCCGUCGCAAGCGUGUCAUAGGAGCGGCCGUGGGUGUGGCCAUGGUUCUGAUUCUCCUGGUCGCCAUCCCUUUACUGGUCCACAGCACGAAGGGAGGAGGAGCUGGCAGCGCAGGAAGCCAUUAUGAAAUGCUAGGAAGUUGUCGGAUGGUUUGUGACCCCUACACCACGUCUCAGGGCCAGGAGCUAACUGCGGUUUCCCCAGCACCUCCUGAUUUUCCAAACAGGAGGGGAAAAUCUGGUUAUCGUGGACCCCCAGGGAUCCCGGGACCACCUGGUCCACGAGGACAACCUGGAGAGCCAGGAAAGCCAGGUCCGCAAGGGCCUCCCGGUCCCGGCCCUGGUGGUUAUCAGCCAUCAUUAUACAGCCCUAAGAUUGCUUUUUACGCAGGCCUACGCAAGCAACACGAUGGCCAUGAUGUGCUCAAGUUUGAUGACGUGGUAACCAAUGUGGGCAACUAUUAUGAGCCCAGCACUGGCAAAUUCACAUGCCCUCUACCUGGCAUCUACUUCUUCACAUACCAUGUUCUGAUGAAAGGAGGGGAUGGGACCAGCAUGUGGGCAGACCUCAAGAAGAACGGACAGGUGAGGGCCAGCGCUAUCGCCCAGGAUGCUGAUCAGAAUUAUGACUAUGCCUCCAACAGCGUGAUCCUGCAUUUAGACGUGGGAGACGAGGUGUGCGUGCAGCUGGACGGAGGGAAAGUCCACGGCGGGAACACCAACAGAUACAGCACGUUCUCCGGCUUCCUCAUUUACCCCGACUGACCUGCUCGGUUUCUCCGUGAUGCUGCUCUGUACACAUACACACUGGAGAAGUACUGUGCAUAAACACAUACAUUUCCAUACACACUCAACAGGCUUGAGAGAUACGGACACGGUUUGAGAUGAAGUACAAGGGCUUCACAGAUGGGAACAAGCAAACUAUUACCUUCAUGGAUCAAGCGAAUUUCUGACACGCAGUUUGUAUGUGUGUAAAUUAUAAUUAUCUUCAACCUAAUACCAAGAUUUCCAAACUUCCCAAAAUUGAAAUGCAUAUACAGUAUAUAUAUAAAUGUCUAUAUCUAUCCUGGACUGUGACACUGGUAAAUUUUCAUCCGUUAUGUUUGUUUGUUAGUGUACUUGUCAGAAGAGUGUGUCCUCGUUCACUAUGAUUCACUUCAAAAAGAUUUCCUAGUCUUCUGAAAUUCUGUGCACUCCUCAAGUCAAAAAAAAAACUUAACGUACUUUAUGAUGUUUGGAUAACAGCUGCAUUUACACAUGGCUGAGCUUGAGACAAAAUCGGUUCCUAAAUGUACUUUUCACCUACUGGACAGCCAGUCAAAUAGUGUAGCACAGACGUAGCAUAAUAGAACCGUCAACCCCAUACUAUAUGCACGUUCACACUGCGCAGUCCUCUUGUUCAAUUCAUUUGACUUAAAGUUACUUUUUGGCUGCCUGCGUGGAAUCGGAAAUAUGGCUGAUGUGCGUGAACACACAGGAGCGAAAUUAAACACCCAACGGCUCACCGGAGCCACAUGGAUAGAUUUCCGAUAAGUGUUAAAGAAUGUGGCCCAGACCAAAACAUUAAUAUAUUGAGCCGGACUGAGAUGACCCUUCAUUUCAAACCAGUAAGGUUCUUAAAUAAUAUGAUACUUUGCUUUUUGUGAGCAAAAUGUUUUCAGCACAUAAAGAUGAUGUUUUAUUACUUUUUAAGGGGUACCCCUGUGGAGAGCUUAUGCUGUAAUAUAGCAAAAGAUAAAUUGCUGCUGCUUACCAUUAAACUUCAAGUGAACUUGAUUACAGUGUAAACAGUCUCAUCUGUUUUGAAAUCAAAUGAUGUGGAAUAUCACUCUCGA